This is a messenger RNA of Brenthis ino (lesser marbled fritillary), 1155 nucleotides long. The record is from the annotation of a GenBank genome assembly. Lineage: Eukaryota; Metazoa; Arthropoda; Insecta; Lepidoptera; Nymphalidae.
AUGGCUGUAAAAAAAUUAUCAGCCAAGAUAUCUCCAACAUUUGCACUAUUACUGCAAGGGCAAUUAAGAAAUUAUAAAAAGAAAAUCACUGGUCGGAGGUGGACUAAAGAAGCAAAAAUUACAGCAUUGAGAAUGUUUAAAAUAUCACCUACAUGUUAUCGUUUAUUACGAAGGCUGUUCCAUCUACCUGCACCUACCACACUAAAAACUUUACUUAACAGAGUACCAUUUAGUGUUGGUAUCAAUCACCCAGUUUUUGAAGUAAUGAAAAAACACACACAAUUGCAAAAGCCAUCAAACAAUGAGUACACCCUGAUGUUUGAUGAAAUGUCCUUAAAAAAGCACCUUCAAUAUAAUCCCAAGGAUGAUGUGAUUGAAGGAUACCAAGACCAUGCAUCACAAGGAAGGUCUCCUUUGAUUGCUGCAUAUGCCUUAGUAUUUAUGAUUACUGGUAUAAGGCAGAGAGUAAAGCAGCCUAUUGCCCAUUUCUUCUCUAGUGGAUUUUCUACUGCAGAUAGGCUUGCAGUACUAAUAAAAGAGGUCCUACAUCAAUGCCUUAAAGCUGGAAUAAAUAUUGCAGCCAUUGUAUGUGAUAUGGAUGGGGUAAACAGGCGAGCUUUAAAUAUCUUGGGUGCUUCUCUACAGCACCCAUACAUAAUUGUUGACAAUAAGGAGAUUAUUACUUUAUUUGAUCCACCACAUUUGUUGAAAUGCUUCCGAAACCUCUUCAUAAAAUAUGAUAUAGACUGCUCAACAAAUAUUUCCUCUAAUGUUGUGAUAGGAAGAGGUAUUGCUAAAUGGUCCCAUGUGAAGAAAUUUUACGAAGCAGACAACACUAAUCCGAAUUUUGUUUAUGCUCCUGUUUUGAAGAAAGAGCACCUUAAUUCCAAUACCAGACAGAAAAUGAAAGUGAAAUUAGCUACACAGGUGUUAAGCCAUUCUGUGUCGGGAGGAAUGUAUGCAAAAAUAUCUGCAGGAGAACUCACUACAAAUGCAACUGUCACUGCAAAUCUUAUAAAUAGUAUGGACAAAUUAUUUGACACACUGAACAGUGAUUGUUCAGACUUGCGAAGAGGGAAACCACAUGCAACAAAUUUAAGAAAAACAGUCCACUUCUCAAAUGUUUUGAGGAAACGAAAAAGUUCUUUUCAACUA